UCCGCAUCUUUCCCUUCAGUGCCCAGGUUGAUCUUGAGUUCUGACACCAGAUCCAUUUUUUCCAGGACACAGCCUUACGAACGUACGACGUCUGUUUAUCUGCCCUGGUGAAUAUGAAGGCUGGUUGGGGGCCUUUUGUCUUAUUUGUUGCUACCUAGCUGGCAUUGAAUGCCACGAGUACGACUCCUCAUCUCAUCGAUACUCAUAUCCGACUGCGAGCGGCGGAAUCCCGAGAAGGAGAAGGACAAUGGUUGAGCACCCGGAUAACGCGAAUUUACCUGUGGUGAAUCGGGCUGAGACGGUGCUGGGAUGUACGAUCUCGUUUCUUAUUGUUGCAUGUCUGGCUGUCAGCCUACGGCUGUAUAUCAGGUUUCGAGAACGACUAUGGGGCUGGGAUGACCUUUUUGUCCUCUUCGCUGGUCUUUCGACCAUCGCAGGAUCGUGUAUAGUGUGCUUGAUGCCAGAUUCUGGCAUGGGAAAGCAUAUCUGGACCCUCGAUAACGGCCAUUUAGAAGAGUACUUCAAAUGGGUCUGGUCCUCAAAUGUGACAUACACCUCCAGUACCACUUUCAUCAAACUCGCCAUCUUAUUCCAAUAUCUCCGUCUUUUCGAUAUGCAGAGCACCAUCGCGCGUCGCCUGAGUAAAUGCAUGAUAGUCUUCAUUAGUUGUUGGGGCAUUACUUUCUUCUGCCUCGCGUUAUUCUCAUGCAUUCCGAUAAAAAAAAACUGGGACUUCAGGAUUCCAGGGAAAUGCGUAGCGUGGGGGAGUAAGGAUGGAGAUGUCUUGUUUGCUAGUUUUGCGGCUCAUAGUGCAAGCAAUAUGUUGUUAGAUAUCUUAUGUUUGAUUCUCCCGGUUCCGUUUCUCAAGAGCUUGAGAAUGAAGGGAAGGACAAGGAUGGGGUUAUGGGGCUUGUUUACGAUGGGUUCAAUCGUCGCUAUUCUCUCCGUCGCCCGAAUGUUCGUUCUCUCUAUCAGCCGCGCCGGCACGGUCCCCGUCUUCGACCCUACCUUCGCUGCCCCUGCCGUCUUCGUCUUCUCUGUCCUCGAAGUCAACAUUGCCAUUUUAUGCGCUAGCAUCCCUACCUUCUGGCCAUUCGUCACUUCCCUCGCCGCAAACAAAAUCCUCGUCGUAAACGAAAUUGAAGUCCGCACUGACCGUCGCGAGAGCACCGCUUUUGUGGAGAACAGACACAGUAAUAGUGGGUUUGUAGGAAUCCCCGAGUUGGAACAGAGCGGCGGGAGGGUUAGUAGGAUGAGUAUUGUUAUGGGGGGGAAAGGGGGGAUGGAGAGGAGUACGAGUCGGAGCGCCAAACUUCAUAAGCAUAAACCAUCGAAAGCAUCCUCUCACAGCACAGCUGCUAUCGAACUCGGCCGCAGAAUGUCCCAAGAAUCAGACCGCAAUCUCGCGCGCCAGACUUCUGGCACUUCGUUAUCUUCCUCACCAGGCCACGACGGUGUCAUGGAACCAACCAGAAGCGCGAGUCUAGGUAGCCAGAAUCAGGGUCAUGGUCAGGGAGGAGAGAGACAUUACCAAGACCGGUAUCUGCAGGAAUGGGCGUUUCCAGAUUUCGAUAAACAAGGUGCGAGUGGUGGGCGCGGGAAUACAUAUGCGAAUAUGACGACUACAGUUGAGAGAGCACAGAUUCCGUAUGAUCACAUCAAGGCGUUGGAGAAAUAAACGAAAGCCUUGACACACUCCCGUACACCCAUAUAGAAGUGCGUUGGGUCUAGAUCUGGGACCCAAGGAGACCGGGUUAGGAUGGGAAGCGGGAGUGGGUGUGUAAGGAUUUCGUUCGGGGAGAGGGGAGAAUUGG
This is a messenger RNA of Lindgomyces ingoldianus, 1814 nucleotides long. RefSeq lists its product as uncharacterized. Bases 248 to 1678 code for a protein of 476 amino acids. The record is from RefSeq and is a predicted model, not a curated record. Lineage: Eukaryota; Fungi; Ascomycota; Dothideomycetes; Pleosporales; Lindgomycetaceae. The transcript has 6 exons.